UCGCACACUGUGUGUGCACAUCGGUGCCUGGCCGUGGCUGGACUGAGACCCGGUGGCCUUCAGAAACUGCCGAAAAUCUUUCCAGAACAGCAGUUGCAGUAGCUAUGGCUCCCUCCUGGGUGCCUGCUGUGGGCCUCACUCUGGCACCCAGUCUGGGAGGCUUCAUGGGCUCCUACUUUGUGCGUGGUGAGGGCCUCCGCUGGUAUGCUAGCCUGCAGAAACCCUCCUGGCAUCCACCUCGCUGGACACUGGGUCCCAUCUGGGGCACACUGUAUUCAGCCAUGGGGUAUGGCUCCUACAUGGUCUGGAAGGAGCUGGGAGGUUUCACAGAAGAGGCUGUGGUCCCCUUGGGUCUCUACACUGGUCAGCUGGCUCUGAACUGGGCAUGGCCCCCCAUCUUCUUUGGUGCCCGGCAGAUGGGCUGGGCCUUGGCAGACCUUGUGCUCGUCAGUGGGGUUGCAACCGCCACAACCCUAGCCUGGCACCGAGUGAGCCCGUCAGCUGCCCGCCUGCUCUACCCCUACCUGGCCUGGCUAGCCUUUGCCACCACGCUCAACUACUAUGUAUGGCGUGAUAACCCUGGCCGGGGAGGUGGCCCACGGUUCCCAGAGUGAGUGUACCCUGCCCAUCAAGACCACAGCACUGCUGGCCAGGUACCACGGAUGGUAGCCCAUCAUGCUUUCAAGACCCCUGGGCCUGCCUGGUCUACCUGGGUCUUGCUUGGCCCAGGGAGCCACCAGGCAGGUCAAGGUGGUCAGUGCCAAGUCCCAUCCAGGGACAGUUGUACCUGCCUUUCUGCACUGCUCCAGGCAUGCCCUAGGAACAUGGGGCUUUUAGAGCUAAAUAAAAUCUUUUAACUUCA
Messenger RNA from Onychomys torridus (southern grasshopper mouse), 862 nucleotides. It is a transcript of the gene Tspo, whose product is annotated as translocator protein. Gene Ontology annotation, cellular component: membrane; endoplasmic reticulum. Lineage: Eukaryota; Metazoa; Chordata; Mammalia; Rodentia; Cricetidae. Gene Ontology annotation, molecular function: cholesterol binding. The record is from RefSeq and is a predicted model, not a curated record. The transcript has 4 exons. Bases 105 to 614 code for a protein of 169 amino acids.